This is a messenger RNA of Lipotes vexillifer (Yangtze River dolphin), 2325 nucleotides long. RefSeq names its product mitogen-activated protein kinase 7 (gene MAPK7). The coding region runs from base 1 to 2325 and encodes 774 amino acids. Lineage: Eukaryota; Metazoa; Chordata; Mammalia; Artiodactyla; Lipotidae. The record is from RefSeq and is a predicted model, not a curated record. Gene Ontology annotation, biological process: protein phosphorylation. Gene Ontology annotation, molecular function: ATP binding; MAP kinase activity. The transcript has 6 exons.
AUGGCUGAGCCCCUGAAGGAGGACGACGGCGAGGAUGGCUCCGGAGAGCCCCCCGGGCCGGGAAAGGCGGAACCCACCGGCCCCGCCGCCUCCGUGGCGGCCAAGAACCUGGCCCUGCUGAAGGCGCGCUCCUUCGACGUGACCUUCGACGUGGGGGACGAGUACGAGAUCAUCGAGACCAUCGGCAACGGGGCCUAUGGGGUGGUGUCCUCCGCGCGCCGCCGCCUCACCGGCCAGCAGGUGGCCAUUAAGAAGAUCCCUAACGCUUUUGACGUGGUGACCAAUGCCAAGCGGACCCUCAGGGAGCUGAAGAUCCUCAAACACUUCAAGCACGACAACAUCAUUGCCAUCAAGGACAUCCUGAGGCCCACUGUGCCCUAUGGCGAGUUCAAAUCUGUCUAUGUGGUCCUGGACCUGAUGGAGAGUGACCUGCACCAGAUCAUCCACUCCUCGCAGCCGCUGACGCUGGAGCACGUGCGCUACUUCCUGUACCAGCUGCUGCGGGGCCUCAAGUACAUGCACUCGGCUCAGGUCAUCCACCGCGACCUCAAGCCCUCCAACCUGCUGGUGAACGAGAACUGCGAGCUCAAGAUUGGGGACUUCGGCAUGGCCCGAGGCUUGUGCACCUCGCCCGCCGAGCAUCAGUACUUCAUGACCGAGUACGUGGCCACGCGCUGGUACCGAGCCCCCGAACUCAUGCUCUCCCUGCACGAGUACACGCAGGCUAUCGACCUGUGGUCUGUGGGCUGCAUCUUUGGGGAGAUGCUGGCCCGCCGCCAGCUCUUCCCAGGCAAAAACUACGUGCACCAGCUGCAGCUGAUCAUGAUGGUGCUGGGUACCCCGUCGCCUGCCGUGAUUCAGGCCGUUGGGGCUGAGAGGGUGCGGGCCUACAUCCAGAGCCUGCCGCCGCGCCAGCCUGUGCCCUGGGAGACGGUGUACCCGGGUGCCGACCGCCAGGCCCUCUCCCUGCUGGGGCGCAUGCUGCGUUUUGAGCCCAGUGCCCGCAUCUCAGCAGCUGCCGCCCUUCGCCACCCCUUCCUGGCCAAGUACCACGACCCCGAUGACGAGCCUGACUGCGCCCCGCCCUUUGACUUUGCCUUUGACCGCGAAGCCCUCACACGGGAACGCAUUAAGGAGGCUAUCGUGGCCGAGAUCGAAGACUUCCACGCACGGCGCGAGGGCAUCCGCCAGCAGAUCCGCUUCCAGCCUUCCCUACAGCCUGUGGCCAGUGAGCCCGGCUGCCCCGAUGUUGAGAUGCCCAGUCCCUGGGCUCCCAGUGGGGACUGUGCCAUGGAGUCCCCUCCACCGGCCCCACUGCCAUGCCCCGGCCCUGCGCCCGACACCGUCGAUCUGACCCUGCAGCCGCCCCCGCCGGCCAGUGAACCAGCCCCUCCAAAGAGGGAGGGAGCCAUCUCAGACAACACCAAGGCUGCCCUCAAGGCCGCCCUGCUCAAGUCCUUGCGGAGUCGGCUCCGAGAUGGCCCCAGCGCCCCCCUGGAAGCUCCCGAGCCUCGGAAGCCGGUGACAGCCCAGGAGCGCCAGCGGGAGCGGGAGGAGAAGCGGCGGCGACGGCAGGAGCGGGCCAAGGAGCGGGAGAAGCGGCGGCAGGAGCGGGAGCGCAAGGAGCGGGGCGCCGGGGCCUCCGGGGGCCCCUCCGCCGACCCCCUGGCCGGGCUGGUGCUCAGCGACAACGACCGCAGCCUGCUGGAGCGCUGGACUCGCAUGGCCCGGCCCCCCGCCCCCGCGCCCACGCCGCCCCCCGCCCGGCCCCGCAGCCCGCCUGCGGCCCCCCCGCCACAGCCUACCUGCCCGCCCGCUGGGCCUGCGGCUGCUCCACCCCAGACCACCACCUCCUCCGGCCUCCUGGCCCCCCAGCCGCUGGGGCCCCCCCCUGGGCUACCUGGCGCCAGCGCCCCGAGCGUUCUGCCUUACUUCCCCUCUGGCCCACCUCCUCCAGACCCCGGGGGCGCCCCUCAGCCCUCCACCUCCGAAUCACCCGACGUCACCCUGGUGACCCAGCAGCUAUCCAAGUCGCAGGUGGAGGACCCCUUGCCCCCCGUGUUCUCCGGCACCCCAAAGGGCAGUGGAGCGGGCUAUGGCGUUGGCUUUGACCUGGAGGAAUUCCUAAACCAGUCUUUCGACAUGGGCGUGGCUGACGGACCACAGGAUGGCCAGGCCGACUCAGCCUCGCUCUCAGCCUCCCUGCUCGCCGACUGGCUCGAGGGCCACGGCAUAAACCCUGCUGACAUCGAGUCCCUGCAGCGUGAGAUCCAGAUGGACUCCCCCAUGCUGCUGGCUGACCUGCCUGACCUCCAGGAGCCCUGA